Messenger RNA from Coregonus sp. 'balchen', 5948 nucleotides. The record is from the annotation of a GenBank genome assembly. Lineage: Eukaryota; Metazoa; Chordata; Actinopteri; Salmoniformes; Salmonidae.
GUACAGUGAGGUAGUACGCAAACAACUUCAUCAUGCUCGUAUACAACGAGGGUUGUUGUCUUCCUAUUAUCCCGUUUGUGUGCUCGGUAGCUACAAAGCUUAACAAGAAUGACAGUGCUACUUUUGGAUAAACGCUUCAAGCGGAUAAACUGAAUAGUUAUUUUAUCCGACCAUUUAAGAUAUGCCAUACCGAAAGCCAUCGCUGUGCAAGUAGCUAGAAGGUACUGAGGCUAGCGAACAUUGGCUAAAUCUCGACGGUUUUUUCUCAUUCCCCUGUCUGUUGAGGCUGGAAAGUAACUUAUUAAUUAAUUAGCUAGCUAGCUAGCUAGUCAUUAAGUUCAAGCUCGUGCCCAGCCAGAAGAGGAUGAACUGGCUUUUCCCCUUAUCCAAGGGUUCUGGACCUCUCCCACCUCUCAAUAGCUUACAGCAACAAAGACAAAGGCAGAUCGAGUCACUCAAAGCUGCCCACUCCAGGUAAAUCAACAUCACUUCCUAGCAAUGCUAACUAGCUAGUUAAGGCUAACUCGGUGGCUAGUCAGCCUUGAUAGCUAGCUAAAGUAUUUGCUACUAUUUAAAGCGUUGUCACGAGGUGUAACUAGUGUGUAUCGUGCGAUGACUAGCUAGCUAGCUAGCUAACGUUAGUGUCCCCUAUUGCAACACCGACAGUGAUGGGACUAGGUCAGAUUAAAGUAUUAUGUGUUGUUUACAAGUAGAGAGAGGUGCCUCUCUGCUCUCUUCUAGAUAUUCAACCUGAGUUUAUAGGCGACAAAAUUGUAACGUUAUGUAGCUAAUAUGAACAAUAUGUCUAAUGUAUACACGUAUGACACUGUCUUUUUAAAUAUUCUAGCUAGCUAAAUCAAUUUUGGAUUGACGUUUUAGCGCCUCUCAAGGUAUAGUGUCAAACUGGUUUGUAUCAAACGUUAUAUGUUUCGGUUUUCUUCUCCUACAGUUUAGCAGAGAUCCAGAAAGAUGUGGAGUACAGAAUCCCUUUCACAGUCAACAACUCAACUAUCAGCGUCAACAUGUGAGUGAGCUACACGUUUACAGAGUUAUCAUUAACAUAUGAAUGCAUGUUUAUGUUUUAGCAUCAACAUAUGAGCAUGUUGUUCUAUCAGUGUCAAAGUGUGUGUAAACCCCAAUAGCUCAUCCUGCCAUUGGUUUACAGUACAGCUAGGUUAAUCUUCCAUUUACCUGGCUAUGUCUGACUUGUUGAUUAUUUAUUGCAUGAUCAAUAGGGCUCAAACCCUCUGAACUCAAUGGCUACUAUCACUUUCAGUUACCUCUUGCUCUCUGUCUUUCUCCCCCCCCCCCCCAUCUCCCCAUCCCCCCUCCUCCCUCCCCCUCUCUCUCCCCCCCCCCCUCUCUCUCCCCCCCCCCUCUCUCCCCCCCCCCCCCCUCUCUCCCCCCCCCCCCCUCUCUCUCCCCCCCCCCCCUCUCUCCCCCCCCCCCCCCCUCUCUCUCCCCACUUCUCUUUCUCUGCAGCUUGCUUCCACCUCAGUUUCCCCAGGAGAAGCCAGCAGUCAGCGUGUACCCUCCAGUAGGACAUCACCUGGUAGACAGCAACAAUGGCACCAUGGUUACCAGCCCCCUCAUUACUAAUGUAAGUCCAUCUCAACUAGAUAUGAUGUUAUUUAGGUCUACUCCAGCAGUACGAGGGACAUGGGAAGCAAAAUCUGUGGUGAUCCGAAGGGUAACCAUCUUAUGUUUUUCUCUAGGUAUUCAUACUUGUUUUCUUACUAGUUCAUUGUCUGUAUAAGGGUAGGUGUUGACAUGGAUGCAAAGAUCUGGUAUUCAUGUGUUUGUCAUGAAGCUAACAGGCCUAUGUUAAUUUGUUCUCAGUUUGGAAUGCACUCAGAUCUGGGCAAAGUCAUCCAGAGUCUCCUGGAUGAGUUCUGGAAGAGUCCACCUGUCCUGACGUCUGGCCCCACCGGCUUCCCUUAGUCAGUAGCACACACACACCAUGCCAUCAUGUAAUCCUUUGUUGGCCCUUGAAGGCAAAUUCUUUGGGUUGCAUGUAAUACACUAUGAAAGGACGAUCAAAAGGUGUAAAAAGUCCCAUGAGAGACAGCCAUAAUAACUGCCAUAGCUUUACAGUGAAGGAUACAAGGAGUCAGAAAGACCAGCUCAGUGACUAGUGUUAUUUAACUGAGGACAUUUUCUUCACAAAGGGAGCCCAUUCUCAUCAGCUUUCUGUUUCUCCCAUCUUUCCUCUAUGCUCUCUCUCUCUCUCUCUCUGUGGUGCAGUAACAUGUUCAAGCCGUCGGGGAUGCCUCCCUACCCCACACAGGGCUUCCACUACGGGCCGCGCCUCGUGGGCCCCACCCCGCCCCACGUGGGUGUAGAGGGUGCUCACGUUCACAGCCCUCCCUGGGCAGCAGCCCCUGCCUACGGCCUCAUCACUGACCUGCCUCUCCCCGUACCCACCGCAGACUCCCAGGUAAACGCACUACCACAGGUUCAUUGAAGUUUAGUUUAUCCAGUAGAUAUCUGGCUAAUACCGACAUAAUACCUAAAUGUAUGUAUAAGUUAAGGAGACUACUUGGCAUGCAGUUUAGACGCCUCAAGAUGUUUAAUGUAGCAAUGUUUAAUCAGGACAGACAAUUACCCACAGACGGACCUGUUCUUCUAGUUAGAAUCAUUGGGGGCAUCUAUUAUAUUUGUAUUAUAUUAUUAUAUAUUGUACUUUAUUUAAAAAACACCUCACCGCCAGCCCUAAGCGCACAAUACCCUAACAACGGUUGCCAGGCACUGAGGCCUGUCAGAGCCACCUGCGGACUAGAGCUCCUGUAUUAGAGUACUGCUGUGAUUGUCAAGUGCUUAGCUACUUGUUUUAUGUGUUGGUUAGCUACAUAAGACGUGAUAUCGCUCUGUCUGCAACAGGCUGGGUUGAACGGCCACAUGUACAAGAUGCCUGAGAUUCCUGAAACAUUUCCUGAGCUGUCUGAAAUGAGGUAUGUGCAUUCUGCCACUGGCGUUUAAUACGUCGGCCACUUUUUGGGCCGUGGAGUCCAAAUGUAACGUAUGAGGACACGACUCAAAGAAAUGUUGAGGUAUAAUGAUAUGUAUAUAGGUGUCAGUGGAGGCUGGUGGGAGGAGCUAUAGGAGGACGGGCUCAUUGUAAUGGCUGGAAUGGAGUCAAUGGAUCGGUAUCAAACAUAUGGAAACCACGUUUGACUUCGUUCCAUAAAUUCCAUUCCAGCCAUUACAAUGAGCCCGUCCUCCUAUAGCUCCUCCCACCAACUUUCACUGAUAGGCAUGUACGUAAUUGACAGCCAAUGAUCAAUCUGGGAUAUUCAAUCUUGGGUGGACAAUAAAGUUAUAUUGUAUUCCAAUUCUGAACCUUCACGUGUGGGUUCCCAUCACUUAAUCCCACAUCAACCUACAUUUUAGCGCUUUCCUUUCUCUCUCUCCCAUGUCCCACCAUAUCCCUCUCUGACUGACUGUGUGUGUUGUCCCCAGUGUGUCCCAGCUGAAGGACAUGAGUGAGCAGGAGGACGUGCUGCUGGAGUUGUUUGUGUGCCUGCCCCAGCUCAAACAGGUCACCACUGACAAGGAGGAGCUGGUCGACAGCAUCGUGGACAUGGCCAGUGAGUCUCACUGGUGGUUUCUAAACCUGACUGGGUAGUGAGUGACGCCCUGUAUAGCCAAAGCCUUUAGUGCUUUCUUGUGACCCACCAUGUACACACACAAACAAAUGCUAGAGCAACGACCACAGCUAUUAUGAGCUUCCAGUCAUUAUGCUAACGCUAGUUAGCAAUGGCGCCAGAAACGACCUAAAACUCCCUUCAAACUGCACACAGACAGAGACAUACCAUUUUUAUCCAUGAGUUCAUCUGAUUGGUUAAGGAGAUGAAGGGCUUCAUUGCCAAAAUCACAAACUAUCCCCAGAGCCCAAAAGGAAUCAAACAAGUUACUGGUCCAGGGCCACUUUUGGUGUCAAGCUCAUAAUCACUAUGGUUACACAGAUCCUCAGUCAUUUAAUAUGGGCAGGUAGUGAAAUAAGUGUGUAGUAGAACAUGGGAAAGUUUUGUAGCUGGGUUCACUGCUGCCCUAGGACACACACUGACAUGUCUUGGUCAUCUCUCUCCCAGAGAAGAACCUGCAGCUGGAACCUCAACUGGAGGGGAGGAGACAAGAAAUGCUGUUCAAGGUGAGGGACCCGGAAUAAUACACGCUCACUGGCUCUUAAUGAACGCAGAGGGUCUGUCUGUCAAUAUACGUUAGCUAUAGGACUCUACCUGUAUGAACGUCUCAUGACAACUGUCAGUUUAUUACUAACGUUAUAGUUGAUACCACCUUAUACCAUUGACCCAAGUUGAAAUGUGAAUCGGGAUCAGUCCUACUGCUAUAGAUUGCAAUAGAUGGUAUAUUGUGUUGUAACCACUAGUUCUUACCGUUCCACUUGUUGUGUUGACAGUACGAGCAGCUAACCCAGAACAAAUCGGCCUUUGAGACCAAGAUGCAGAGACAACACGACAUCAGUGAGGUAAGGUGUUCCCUGCACUAAACACACACGUGAUGAUCAGAGGUUUUCAAACCUCAAAAGUAGAUCAAUAUUGACAAGUCCAUGCACCAGGCCAUGAGUUGUUUAAUUCGGUGCUCAUCUUUUCCAUGUUUUUGGGGUUGAAAUAUAUACAGAUUAUUCACAACACAACUUAUGUUGUGAGGUGUGGAUUUGGCUUGACAUCAGACACAUUUUGAGGUUUGAAAACAUUAAAAAAGCAUUGCUUUUUAAGUGUUAUCCUAUGAAAUUGUCUUGUUCUCCAGAGCUGCAGUCUGAGUGCCCUGCAGGCUCGUCUGAAGGUGGCAGCCCACCAGGCGGAGGAGGAAUCGGAGGAGACGGCCGAGAGCUUCCUAGAGGGCAAGACGGACAUCGACGACUUCCUGGCCAACUUCAUGGAGAAGAGGACGGUAAACGGAACUAACUGACAAAAAGUGAUGAAAGAAAGACUGAUACCAGCACACUGCAGAAUUCUACGACAAAUGUAUUGUUCAACGUUUCAACACAUGUUUUCGUUGUCAAAACGUUGCACAAUAAAACUGUGGUAGUGUUCUACAUUGUGCGGAUGGAUAUCUGUCUUUCUUUCAACAGUAACUGAACUAGCAGAGUUAGAAGAAAACGGUCAUGACAUAGUCCACGAAAAAAAGAGCCGGGAAGCAUUGAGCUUUUGUGUAUGGAGACACUGUGUGAACAUCUCUGUGGUAAUAUGAACACGGUGUACUGCGACAACAAGUCAACAACCAGGAACUGGGAUUCAAUGGGAAUACAGUCUGUUACACAGUAGUCAAUGUUUGAUUUCAUAUUGGGACUGGUGAUGUGACUCAUGACUUGGUGUGUGUGUGUUCUCGCUGUACAGCUUUGCCACAGCAGAAGGGCCAAAGAGGAGAAGCUGCAGCAGUCCAUCAACACACAUGGACAGUUCCCUAGCAGCCACUAAGCCCCGCCCCCCUUCCCCUCACACACAUUUCUAAAAGGUAAACACACUAACACCACUCUGUUGGUUGAAGUACAUACUGUAUGAAUGGAUUUAUGAAACCUGAUCUUAAAGGGUAAAUCUGGGAUUCAAACAUCUACAAAUCUAUGUUUUGGUAAACAACUGUAGAAAUGUAACCACUCUCAUAUUCAUACACGGAGCUAUGGAUGCAAGGACUGACUAUACUUGAGAUCAAUGAUGGGUUUAACCAUGUUCCAUUUUUGUCUUUCUUGAUCAUAUUAUUUUAUUUUGACACCUAAUCUUCUCUUCUCAGGUAUGAAGUUUUAUCUACCAGCAAGACGCCCCUAAAGAGAGGAGAAGCACAUCUUGGUGUUGAUAGACUUAAAGAAGCAACCAUUAUUGAAUUGUAACCCUGAACUAGGCUUUUGAACUCAUUUCAGUAUACAGUUUCCAGUGAUGAUGAUGAUGAUGGUUUGCGACUGGUCUCAUAUAUAUAUACAUACAUACAUACUU